This is a messenger RNA of Diaporthe citri, 1827 nucleotides long. RefSeq lists its product as uncharacterized. Bases 1 to 1827 code for a protein of 608 amino acids. NCBI's taxonomy places the organism in Eukaryota, Fungi, Ascomycota, Sordariomycetes, Diaporthales, Diaporthaceae. The record is from RefSeq and is a predicted model, not a curated record. The transcript has 9 exons. Gene Ontology annotation, biological process: translational termination; ribosomal subunit export from nucleus; translational initiation. Gene Ontology annotation, molecular function: ATP hydrolysis activity; ATP binding; ribosomal small subunit binding.
AUGUCGGACAAACUCACCCGUAUCGCCAUCGUCAACAGCGACAAGUGCAAGCCAAAGAAAUGCCGACAAGAAUGCAAGAAGGCAUGUCCCGUCGUGCGAAGCGGAAAGCUCUGCAUUGAAGUGGCCCCCGACUCCCGACUGGCCUUCAUUUCUGAGUCCCUCUGCAUCGGAUGUGGUAUCUGCCCCAAGAAGUGCCCUUUCAGCGCCAUCACCAUCAUCAACCUGCCCACGAACCUCGAGAGCCAGGUGACCCACCGAUACUCCGCCAACAGCUUCAAGCUGCACAGACUGCCUAUGCCGCGGCCGGGAAACGUUUUGGGUCUCGUUGGAACAAACGGUAUCGGAAAGAGCACUGCGCUGAAGAUCCUCAGUGGAAAGUUGAAGCCGAACUUGGGCAGGUUCGACAACCCGCCGGACUGGGAGGACGUCAUCAAGUACUUCAGGGGCUCUGAGCUCCAGAACUACUUCACGAAGCUUCUGGAGGACGACCUGACCUCCGUGGUGAAGCCGCAAUAUGUCGACCAGCUCCCCAAGGCCAUUCGCGGCCCGGAGAAGUCCGUCAAGUUCCUCCUCAACAAGGCGAAGCAGCUUGACAACCUCGAGGAGGUCCUGGACGUCCUUGAGCUGCGCCACAUUUACGAUCGUGAUGUUCCCCUGCUGUCUGGCGGUGAGCUCCAGCGAUUUGCCAUCGGUAUUACCUGUGUGCAAAACAAGGAUGUCUACAUGUUUGACGAGCCAUCUUCAUAUCUCGACGUCAAGCAGCGUCUGGCUGCUGCUAGGAUGAUCAGGUCGCUGUCAAAGCACGACAACUACAUCAUCGUUGUCGAGCACGAUCUGAGUGUGCUAGAUUAUCUUUCGGAUUAUGUCUGCGUCCUUUACGGUCAACCCGCCGUCUACGGUGUCGUCACUCUUCCUCACAGUGUCCGAGAAGGCAUCAACAUUUUCCUGGAUGGUCACAUUCCGACAGAGAACUUGCGUUUCCGCGAGGAGUCUCUCACCUUCCGGGUCGCAGAAGCUCAAGAUAUCUUCGAUAAUGAUCAGACGCGUGCCUUCAACUAUCCCGCGAUGGAGAAGACUUUGGGCAACUUCAAGCUAAAGAUUGACGGCGGCUCCUUCACCGACUCGGAGAUCCUUGUCAUGAUGGGCGAGAACGGUACUGGCAAGACCACCUUCUGUCGGAUGCUGGCCGGUGCUCUCAAGCCCGACGGAACGCAAAAGGUACCGGACAUGAGAAUCAGCAUGAAGCCUCAGACUAUCACUCCCAAGUUCGAGGGAACUGUGCGACAGCUGUUCUUCAAGAAAAUCCGUGCAUCAUUCCUGUCCCCACAAUUCCAGACUGAUGUUGUGAAGCCUCUCAAGCUUGACGAUUUCAUCGACCAGGAAGUCAAGAACUUGUCCGGUGGUGAAUUGCAGAGAGUCGCCAUUGUUCUCGCCCUGGGUCUCCCCGCCGACAUCUAUGUGAUCGAUGAGCCGUCUGCCUACCUCGACUCGGAGCAACGUAUCAUCGCGUCUCGCGUCAUCAAGCGAUUCAUCAUGCACGCCAAGAAGACUGCUUUCAUCGUGGAGCACGAUUUCAUCAUGGCCACCUACCUCGCCGAUCGCGUCAUUGUCUUUGACGGCCAACCUGGUAUCAAUGCUCAUGCCAACUCGCCCGAGUCCUUGCUCACAGGUUGCAACUCCUUCCUUAAGAACCUGGAUGUCACAUUCCGCCGUGAUCCCGUCAACUACCGCCCUCGCAUCAACAAGGGCGGCUCUCAACUCGACCAGGAGCAGAAGCUGAACGGGAACUAUUUCUUCCUCGAGGAUCCGGAGAAGACGAAUGCCUGA